This is a messenger RNA of Anopheles merus, 2054 nucleotides long. RefSeq names its product dehydrogenase/reductase SDR family member on chromosome X. The record is from RefSeq and is a predicted model, not a curated record. Bases 793 to 1869 code for a protein of 358 amino acids. Lineage: Eukaryota; Metazoa; Arthropoda; Insecta; Diptera; Culicidae. The transcript is spliced from 6 exons.
GCAGACAGAUUGCAGUGCUAAAUCAGAAGUCAGGAGAAAUUGUAUACUGUUCAAUAGUGUAGCUGCCACGUGGCUUUGUUAUCAGCAAGGGUGCAACGAAAACGGUUUUGAAUGUUUAGGAAGGCGCUUCUUGAUUCCAACACCACAUAAACAUCAUAACGGUCAUCAUCUUUGUGUCUUCUUUAUCAUGGUUUCUACAACAACAACAACAAAAACAUAUUUCAAUCUCCGGCAAGAUUAUUGUCUAUUCAAAAUAAUGACGCUUAACAACAUGCGCCCAUUUUACGCAAGAAUCGAACCGGAGAGAAGAAUUCUUGCAACGUCACUGUGCAAUCGCAUCUUCAAAGUUCUGGCGAUUGGGUAAAACCCGAACUGCCACGCCACAACCGCAGCGUGUCUGGGUCUGGUCCGUUGAACACACGCUGAACGUGCAGAAGGGAACCGUUUGGAAAUGAGCUUUUUAUGUCAGUGCGCACAUUACAACGAACCACGGAAGGAAGAAAAAAAAGCCGGCAAAGUAGGCGUACAGCGUAAAGUUAAACCGCCACGAUCACAACAACUGCAACUGCUUAAGAAAAAGCGCUUCCCCAACACCGCUAUUAGCGUCCUCCUGGAGGGGAGGAAAAAGACGCGAAUAGAACGGAAAAUUAAUCCAUUGUGGCCGAGUUUUUGGUGCGCAAUUUUGAUUGCAGUGUGCUUCAGUGUCUUCAGUGCGUCCAACCAGUGUUUGUGAAUCCCAGUGAGAGCUAAAAAGCAAUUGAAUUCCUCCUCCAAUCACUCCACACUCACAAGAUGGGUCUGGUACUGUUCAUCGGACUGCCCGUCGGGCUACUGUUGGCCAUCUUUUUCUUCAUGAAAUCAUCGAAAGAGAUGCCGAAGAACUGGGCCCAGUUUGUGUGCGAGGUGCGGAUGCAGAUCUGCGGCUUCCAGGGUCUUCUGGACGAUUUCAUCAUGCGACCGCGGAAUAAAGUCGAACUGUACAAGCAGCCGGGAAAGAUUGCGCUCAUCACCGGUGGCAAUCGUGGCAUCGGGCUGCGCAUCGUCAAGAAGCUGGUCGAGUGUGAAAUCGAAGUCAUCCUUGGUGUACGCAAUCCAGUCGAUUCCCGGAAAGCGGUCGAGGCAUACCUGGAGCAUGCCAAAAUCCCGGUCAGCAGCUGCAAGCUGCACUACGAGCAGCUCGACAUCGGCAACAUGAAGUCGGUGCGCGAGUUUGCCACCAAGAUUAGGGCCAAGUUUGAUAAAAUCCAUCUUCUCAUCAACAAUGCCGGUGUUAUGAGCGUGCCGUUUAAGCUGAACGACGAAGGUUUCGAAUCGCACAUGGCCAUCAACUAUUACGGCCACUUUCUGCUGACGCAUCUGCUGCUGCCCCAGCUGCGGGCCGCCGGUACGGCUGAGUGUAAGGCGCGCGUCGUCAAUGUGUCGUCCUGUGUGCACAAGAUUGGCGAAAUUGAUUACAACGACAUUAACAAGGUUAAAAACUACUACCCAGCGGACGCGUACAACCAGAGUAAGCUCGCCCAGGUCCUGUUCGCCAAGUACACGAACCUGAUGUUCGAGGAGGAGGGCAUGCCGGUACUGUCCUACUCGCUGCACCCGGGCGUCGUCAACACGGACCUGUUCGAGCACUCCAGCACCAACUACAUCCCGUGGGUGCGGGCGCUGCUGUUCAAAAACCCGGAGGAAGGCUCCCGUACCGUGGUGUACGCGGCGAUCGCACCGAAGCUGGAGACGCGCGGUGGCUGCUACCUGAGCAACUGCCGGGAGGCGGGCAGCCACCGGUACUGGAACAACUCCGUCCAGUGUGAGAAGCUGUUCAACUUCACUUGUGAUACGCUCGGCAUCGAUGAUUUCUUCUACAAGGGGAAAUAACAGCCCCCCGCAGGCUUGCUACCGGGUACAUUCCCUUAUUUUUGCGAUUCCUUCCACUGGUAACAUCAUGUAUUACCUUACAUCACGAAGAAGCUGGCGGGGAAGAUUAUUUUGUUGAUGUUUUUUUUCUACAACUUUCUUUUUGAAAAACAAUAAUGAAAACUCAAGAAACGUUUCUGUAAGAA